Mytilus californianus (California mussel) is the source of this 3825-nucleotide messenger RNA. RefSeq names its product mucin-19-like. Lineage: Eukaryota; Metazoa; Mollusca; Bivalvia; Mytilida; Mytilidae. The coding region runs from base 156 to 3224 and encodes 1022 amino acids. The transcript has 8 exons. The record is from RefSeq and is a predicted model, not a curated record.
AUUUGGUAAUAUCCACUAUUAAAGAUGAAAAGUCUCUUAGCAAUCAGGGUACCACAUUCACCAACAAUUCUCGUUCGUCUUUUGAUGGCUCAUCACACAGAGGACAAUUGGGUUUGGUAAUAUCAGAUGCACAUGUCAACUCUUCAUUUUCGUCAAUGCAACCAAACGAGUCAUUGAUUGCUUUAGAAGAAACUACGAAUGCAUCUUUUGAAGGAAGUAAUGAUUUUCAAAAACCAGUUUCUGUAAAUGAGGUAAAUGAAACAUUUUCAUCUUCUUUGAAAGGUGGUUUAUUGUCAACUAAUACAAAAGAAGGUAAUUCACAAGUUUCAUCGGCGGUUGAAGAUGUAUUACUAGAUUCAAAUAGAACCUCUGUAUUUUCUGAUACAAUAUCUGAGUCUACAUUUUUCUCACACAUUUCUCCAAUUAUUUCCGGUGAAUCAGUUUUGACAUUAAAUGUAACAAAUAAAUCAGUUCAAGACGGAAGUACUAUUAUGUCGUCCUCAAUGAAAGACGUUGACUUAUCGGAAUCUGCUAAGACUUCGCCGAAAAUCAGACAAUUGGGCACAAGAGAUGUCGGUUUGCCUUCUGGAACUAGAAUGGUUACCUUUGAAUCGAUUAGUAAUGAUAUAUCAGAGACAGCUGAAACGGAUUUCCAACAGAAUUCCUCAACUCUCAAACAACAAGAACAAAUUCCACCUAACGUAAUAAACUCUUCAACCAUUUUUAAUAUAGACUUUGAUAAAACAAAUGACACAAUGAAUGAUAUGUCUUCCCUUGAUUCUAAGUUAGUCGUAGUAAAUUCCGUUUCCACGGGCACUAUUACUAAGAAGACAGAUAAUUCUAUGUCUGCUGUAGUUGUUGAUCUUGUGCCAUCAUCGAAAUUGGAAAAAGAAAAGACUCCCGUCUUAGUUGUUUCUCCUGAAUUUUCUUUUCCUGUUGUUGAAACUGCAAAAGCCAAGCAUGGCAGUCCUAUAAACGUUCCUGAACCACCUUCUUCUGAUAUUCUUUCUUUUGACAGACCUUCAACAGUGCAUUCUAAUACGCAUGAUGUGCCUUCAAAUACUCUCUUAACUGGUUCAACUGUGGCUACGAACUCAUUGGUGGAUUCUUCUGUUUCAAGCAUGCCUAACAUUUUGUCAAUGGACACAUUAGAUGCUACAAAUACAAUAUCAGAUUCAUCUAUUUCAGCCAUCCAAGGUGACGCCAAUGCUGAUUCAACGAUGGCAGUAGAAAGUUCAUCUGCUGGUUUUACUGGAAGCACGAAAAUAUCAGAAAUAACUGUAUUUCCAGGUACUCUAAAUAACUCUUUUUUGCCAGCUUCUAGUGUUUCUGCAGUAGAUACACCAUUUGAUAUAUUUCCAGGUGAAUUAGUUGCUGAUUCAACAAGCACCAAAACAUCAAAUGAAACACUUUCAACGAACUCUUCAGUAAUUUCAGAAAUGGAUGCUUCAUUGUUAGGCUUUUCCGAAAACAUGUCAAUGGACAAUGGUAGUUUUUUUAAUGGUGACGCAUUCAAUAUUGACUCAACUGUAAGUGUUUUCCCAGGAAAUGCAUUUGAUUCACAAGGUACGCCCGGUUCAUUUAGUUCAUCUAUUGCAAACGACAUCAAUGCAAUUACAUCAGUCACUAAAAGUUCUACUGCUUCUUCAAACAGUGCCAUUACUGACAGUACCUCAUUUACACAAGACGGUUCCGGUAGUGAUCUACCUGUUUUGUCUGUGAUUCCACCUGUUACAGAUGUAUCACAGUUUGGAACUAUCGACACUUUGUCGACACAAAAGUUGCCUACAACUGAAAGUCAAGUUGUUUCAGUCAUAGCUGUUGAAACUCCAGUGCGAUCUUCAUUUUCUGAUUCAAAUAGUUUGAAUGUACAGUCUCUAAGAGAGGAAACAGUCCCAGCGGAGACCAGAAUAACAAAUAUUAAAUUUUCAGAUAUAACAGAUAUCGACCCAAUGACAUUUGAUCCAACAUUUCCAUCAUUCUCAGAAAGUGGAACAGACUUGACAUCCUUUGCUGAAAGUGGAACAGACUUGACAUCCUUUGCUGAAAGUGGAACAGACUUGACAUCCUUUGCUGAAAGUGGAACAGACUUGACAUCCUUUGCUGAAAGUGGAACAGACUUGACAUCCUUUGCUGAAAGUAGAACAGUAAAUCAAAUAAUACCAAAUGAAUCAUCGCUGUCUGCACGAGUAACCAAUGCUGUUUCUUCAAUUAGUUCAUCAGUAAAUGCAGGAAAUAUUCGUUCAGUCACUUCAGAAGCCAUAUCUCCAGUUUUAUUUUCGUUAACAGUGAAUGGAGAGGAACCCGGAUUAGCACCAGGUGAAAUACCCCCUCCACCUCCAGUAUUUCCCGCUAAAGAUAUAAACAAUAUUCCAGCAUCUGCUGAUGCAGAACUGUUUCCACCGUUUGACCUUGAAACAGGAUCGUCUUUUUCUGAAGGUAUUCCACCCGUUCCCGCUGCUGACAUGAUGGGAUCCAGUCAAAAUUCCAGGAGAGUGAAUUCCGGAUCAACAGUAGAAGUUACAGUGGUUGAACCUAGUUCAACAACUACAGAAAUUAAACCAGCUGUUUCCUCAUUUCCAGGUUUAAAUUCAGCUGAUGUUGCACCACCAAAAACAGGAAACAUGGCAGCUCCAGUAAUGACCAAACCUAUAGAAGCACCAACAUUUUCCGAAUUUCCUAAUACAAAUCUCGAGUCAGGUAUGUCCAGCUUUCCUGAAGCAGAUACAUUUCCUGGAGCAGGUACGUCCGGUUUUCCUGGAGCAGGUACGUCCAGCUUUCCUGGAGCAGGUACGUCCAGUUUUCCUGGAGUCGGUACAGAAGUAACAUCAAGUUUCCCUGGAAUGGGAAAUGAUGUUGGAUCUCAAAAGGCGAGUCUCUCAAUGUCUGGAUCAGAAGUGCAGUCUGUUGCAUCCAGUUUUCCUGGAACCGACGUUAGGUCUGAAGUGACCAGUUCUCCGGGAUCACAUUUUAUAUCUGCAGCGACUGGUGAUCAAACAACUGAAACUUCAUCUGGAAUGGCUGUAUUUCCAGGAACUGGAUCUAGUAUGUCUAGUUUCCCAGGAAAGGGCACUGAAAUGUCUUCAACAGUUUUUAGAUCCAAAGGAUUAACAGCAGAAGCAACAUCCGGGGUAGAGGGUUUUGUAGGAUCAGGAUCUCCAGUAUCCGGUGUUCGAGGGACAGAUAUGUCAUCCAGUAUUGGUGGGGUGCCAAGUAAGUCAUGAAGUUGAACUAUGGGAACGAUAGGUCUUUGAAUGACUAGUUAUAGAAGAUACAAGGGAUAUUGACUACUAUACUUACAGAAUUCUGUCUCCUUUUUAUAUCAACAGAACUAAUGUGUGUUGGUAAAAAGACAUUAAACAUAUAUGAAAUACAUAUGAAAAAGCUACAAAAGUAUAUAUCUCAAUAAAUUAGAUACACAGUGAUUGAUGGUUUGUUUUAAAAAGAACCAAACACAAUGUACAUUUCAAUAAGAUGAUAAAAGUUAAAAAAAAAUAUAAUUACUAGUAGUAUAAUUAAUAUAAUUAAUUUUUUGUAUAUAUUCAUGUGUUGCAAUUGCUGACUGGUCUUACCGACUUGAGUGUCACAGUAAAUACAUCGUGGUAAUGUGCUUAUUUUAUAAACUAUAAUUUUUAUAUGCAUCUUAAUAGAAAUUGUCAUCAGCACCAAUGGCUGGAGUCAUUAACAUAUGUAGGAAGUUUUGUUUAUUAUGCAUACUUUUUCUGAAGAGUCACAUUUUAACGUGAUAUAUUUCAUAUGUCACGCUGUUGGUUACAUUGUUAAUCGUUAAUGUAUAUUUGUAAAAUAAAAUAUUUUUUUGGAAAA